GGGUUGGGCUGGACAACAGCACAAACAAUCUGCACAACUUUUUUUUACAUCCUGACUUCCUUCUACAGACAGCGUAUUGUACUUGUAUUCACAAAGAGGGAUAAAAGCUAAAGCCAUACGUGGAUUAAACAAAAUAAAGUGAAUAUGGCGACACUCGAACCAGCGCCUCGGAGGAUAUAUCAGCAAAGAUCUAGGCUCACAUCACUACCUUUAUAUUAUGAGGGUUUCUUGUGGAUUAAACGACCUAGAAGUAAGGAAGCAAAGUAUUGGACUGAACUACGAGGAACAAAACUAUUUCUUUAUAGUGAUAUAAAACAAGAAAAGUACACAGACAGCAUUGAAUUGAGAAACAUGUCAACCAUAAAUGAUGGACCUUCCAAUCAGAAACAGUGGGCAGAAGUUAUAUUGACCUUGGACAAGGAGGAAGUGAUCAUAAAGACGGAAAUUGCUGAAGAUGCUGAAGAGUGGAAAGGCUUUAUAUUGACCGUGGUUGAGCAAUCUGUUCCAAGCUGCUUGACUUUGUUACCCGGACAACUCAUUAGGCUAAAGGAAAUUCUAGAAAAGGAAACAGCCAGGAGAGCAGAAGAGGAAAAAAGUUCUGUGUCUUCACCCUCUAGACUUUCUGUGGAUAUGCCUGUCCCUGGAACCUAUGAAGAUUGUGAACAACCAAAUGAUCGAAAUGAAAUGCCUGUAUGCUUUUACAGUGUAACGCGCUCAGAAGCUGCAGAAAUGCUCAUGAAGGAAGAAGACAAUGGCAACCUAAUUCUGCGGCCUGGGGCAGACUGCAAGAACUAUGCUGUAACUAUUCGAGAGCCCUCUGAACAUAGCAGGUCCCAAGUCAAACAUUACAGGGUUCUUAAAACAGACCGUGGUUUCACUAUUGAACUGGACAAGCCUGUCACAUUAAACAGCCUUAAGGAUGUUGUGAAUCACUUUAUUACUGAAACCAGAGGAAAGUUGAAACCAUAUGGUUCAAACAUAUAUGACACAAAUAUUGAUUAUGCUGUUAAAGUGGAAACUAAGACCUCUCCUCAGUCUAAUGUAAGAAACUUAGCGAACCAAUUGUCUAUAGGCAGAUUUGUGCCAGCACAGCGUGGAAGGGAAAACGCCUAUGUGAAUGUAUUUCCAGGAAACUAGGAUUCGCAUGAAACACAUAUAGUUGGGGAAUUCUGAUCGUGUAUUACUAUGGACAAAGCCUUUGGACAACUGAUACAGAAAACAAACAAAUUCCCUUUUGUAUAGUUACAUACUCGUUUUUUUUUUUGAUUAAUAGAACAAAAACAGGAAAAUCAAAUGGGAAAAAACAAAAAGCUAUGAAAGCUGAUAACAUAAAUGAGCUCCGGUCACCUACAAACCGAUCUUCACACUUCCAGAAGGAUCUAAAAGCUCAUUGACAGCUGCUCCAGUUUAACAUACAUCUUUUGAGUAAUAUUGACUUUAGUAGGCAUUAGAAUACAAUGCUGUAGUUAUCUUUUACAUCUUUUUAAAAUGUUUUUAUCUACCAGUUGACAUGAUACUGUAUUAGAGCGUCUAGAAUUAACUUCCUCAUUUCAAACCAUGAUAUACUGUAUUUGGUUUACACUUUUGUGCUACAUCUGCAUAAACUUAUGUGAACAAAGUUCAUUUUUGAUGAUAAUGGCACUUUAGUACCUACAUAUAAUAAGCCACGUGCACCACCAGCAACACAUUUCUAGCCAUUGGUUUCCAGGUUGGAGAUGUGCUGCACCAUAAUAGGCCAAGUAGUAUGGCGUGCAACGUGAACUUCAGUUGCAAAUGUAAGCUUUUGUUUUCAGCUUGUGUGGUAUCGAGGAAUUAAACAAUAAAGCGGGCCUGUACUGAAAUGAUAA
Rana temporaria (common frog) is the source of this 1847-nucleotide messenger RNA. It is a transcript of the gene STAP1, whose product is annotated as signal transducing adaptor family member 1. Gene Ontology annotation, molecular function: signaling adaptor activity; protein kinase binding. Gene Ontology annotation, biological process: positive regulation of B cell receptor signaling pathway; cell surface receptor protein tyrosine kinase signaling pathway. Lineage: Eukaryota; Metazoa; Chordata; Amphibia; Anura; Ranidae. The record is from RefSeq and is a predicted model, not a curated record. The transcript is spliced from 11 exons. Bases 145 to 1137 code for a protein of 330 amino acids.